CCUCCCGCGAAGCCUGAGAAACGGGGGAAGGGGGAAGGGCGAAGAGGAGGAGGGAAAAGAGAAGGAGGAGGAGGAAGUCUUUUCCCGCUUGGAACGCCGGAUUAGGAGCAGAAGGCUGGGACACAGCCUCUCUGCCGGCUUGGAUCGUGAGGAAGAAGGGCGGGUGGCGGCGGGUUUGGAGACGCGCCUUUUCCAGGUAGAGGAGGCUUUGCUUCGCGUCCGGGGGUCCAGCGGACAGCUGUCCCCUCCUCUACCCUCUCUCACGGCCUUGGCUCUGUCUCCCCACCUCCACUCCCCCUUAGUCAGGGACAGGAGCCCGCAGCUUAGCUUGGACUGAAAGAGAAGGCGACUGGGAUCGGCUCCGUUUCUUCUGCAUUCCGGCUUGCAGCGCUUUUACGCAACUCUCUGGAGGAAAAGCAAGGGCGCAGGAGAGAGAAAGACCUGGGAGCGGGACGGGGGAGCUCAGACCCCCCUCCCUGUUCCGCCCAGGAGCCAGUCCUUUAGGGAGGGGGCGGCGAACGGGAGCCGUCGAUGACCGCAGGACUGCUGCGCGCUCCUUCCUCUCGACCCCCUCCUCCUCCUCCUGCCGAGGCCGAGGCUUUUCCGAUGUCGACAGCCUCCGACAAGGCGCAGCAGCAGCAGCUGGGAGCAGUCAUGGAAUCGGCGUCGUCCACCACCUCCUCGACCCCCAGCAGUAGCAGCAGCGGCGGGGGCGGCAGCGGAGGAGGAGGCAGCGGCGGCACCAAAGCAAAGAAGUCCAACGCGGGCAUCCGACGGCCGGAGAAGCCGCCUUACUCCUACAUCGCCUUGAUUGUCAUGGCUAUCCAGAGCUCGCCGUCCAAGCGCCUGACGCUGAGCGAGAUCUACCAGUUCCUGCAGAGCCGCUUCCCGUUCUUCCGCGGCUCGUACCAGGGCUGGAAGAACUCGGUGCGCCACAACCUCUCGCUCAACGAAUGCUUCAUCAAGCUGCCCAAAGGGCUGGGCCGGCCGGGCAAGGGCCACUACUGGACCAUCGACCCGGCCAGCGAGUUCAUGUUCGAAGAAGGCUCCUUCCGACGGAGGCCCCGCGGCUUCAGGCGGAAAUGCCAGGCCCUCAAACCCAUGUACAGCAUGAUGAACUUGAAUUUCAACCACCUCCCGGACAGCUACGGCUUCCAGGGGCCCUCUUGCCCGCCAAACAGCCUCCCCUUAGACGGCGGCGCCCUGGGCAUGAUGAACGUCGACGGCAUGGGACUGGCCGGCCACUCCGUACCCCACUUGUCCUCCAACGGAGCGCACCAUUCCUAUAUGGGGAGCUGUGGAGGUGGAGGUGGAGGAGGCUCCGCCGGAGGGGACUACGGUCACCACGACGGCUCGGUGCCCGCCUCGCCCCUGCUCCCCGGAGGUGGCGUGAUGGAGCCCCACUCCGUCUAUUCCAGCACGGCGCCGUCCGCUUGGGCGCCCUCCGCAGCGCCGGGUUUGAACAGCGGAGCUUCCUACAUCAAACAGCAGCCUCUGUCGCCUUGCAAUCCGGCAGGGAACCCGCUCUCGUCGGGCUUGUCCACGCACUCCCUGGAGCAACCUUACUUGCACCAAAACAGUCACAACACGGCAGAACUACAAGGAAUCCGGUACCAUUCUCAAUCUCCAAGCAUGUGUGACCGGAAAGAAUUUGUGUUCUCCAUCAACGCCAUGGCGUCAUCUUCCAUGCAUUCAGGAGGUAGCGGCUCUUACUACCAUCAGCAAGUUACAUACCAAGACAUCAAACCUUGCGUGAUGUGACAGUAGGGCUGGGGAGCCGAGCUUUCUUGGAGGGGCAGCCAAUCCCCAAAGAUCCAAGUGAAAACUGUAUAGAACUGUGGAACUUCCUUCUACAAGCCCCUUUAGGAGCCAAAGAACCUCCCCAGAAGCUAGACUGAUAGUUGCUCAUGAGGUAUAUGAAUAUUCAAAACAUCUACAGAGAAGAACACGCUGUUCUCAAGGAAGCCUUGAAGAGGAGCAAAGAUGCGUUGUGUGUGCUUUUUUUUUGUAGGGGAAGGUGAAGCACAAUGUCAAAACACUAAGUACUCAAUUGUCCUUUCAUCUUGGGUCUCAGUACAUUCAGAACAGUGAUUUGGUAAAAAUUCCAAAAACCACUUUGUGGUUUCCUCCCCACUCCCGCUUUAAAAAAGGAAUAGGAUUCAAAUGAACUCUGCUUUUUAAAAAUAUAUCCUACCCCCAAAUUUUCUACAAUUUUAAAUGAUCAUUAAUGAAAAUGGAUUCUAAAAUUUGAGGGUCAGGGAUCUGCUGUACAAAGUAAAGCAGCACAAAUAACGCAGACAGCGAUGGUGAACGACAGUCAUUUUCAUGUGGUGUCCAUCACUGGGUCCUUCAUUCAGCAACCAGAAUUGGCUUCCAGUUGUAACCUCUCUUCUUAUAUUUUAGGGACUGAGCAUGAAAUAUACAUAUGGCUCAUUGUUUAUUUGACCUCUGAUUCAGGGCAAUGGCAGACUCUCCAGACAUCUGAGUGAGUGCUGAGAUGGUGCUCUUCCCAUAUCUUCUUUCCUAGAUCGUAAUUGUGCGUUGAGUUUCCAAAGCCUUCUCUACCUUCAGGUGUUGGUGGGGAUUUGAAAAACAGGAUCAGAUACACACACACACAAACACACAGGAAAUGCAACAGUAGAACUGAGGAUGUUGGGCUGGGUGCUCAAUCACACGAUCCUGUAGAAAUCACCCCACUUCUUUUUGACCGUACCCAAGCCUAUUUUAAAUAGUAAAGUACCAAAUUACAAAGAAAAAGCACUUUGAGAAAUAAAGGUUAAAAAUGGAAACGAUUAACAAGGCUCACGCUUUUAUUUAUUCAACAUUUUAAUAAAACACAACAGCAGCCUUGGUCAAUCAGUAUUAAAGUGGUUAAUGUGUUGGCAAUAUUUGCCGUAGGGACUGUGUGAAAUAACCAUCGUUAAUGUCAAAAGCAGCAGCAUGGCAAAGCAAUUUUCUCUAUGUUUUAUAUAUAAUUAUAUAUUAUAUAUAUAAAAAUAUAAAUAUGAAGGACGCUUUUGUCAUUUCCUCCCCCUCCCCCCUUUUGCCUGACUGUACAGUUCGGUGGCACACCUAUUUUAAGUUUCAUUCUGCACUGUAUAAAAGUGUAAUGACAGUGGAAGGGGUUUUAGACCCCCUGCUUUUGUGUACGUUUGUCCUUUUAAAAAAAAUGGAAUGCAAAUAAAAAAAAUGUAUGGUAUUCAUACACAGCCUUCACAAAUUGUAUAACCAGUAAAUAAAUCAUCGUGUGGCAUAGA
Messenger RNA from Podarcis muralis (Common wall lizard), 3257 nucleotides. RefSeq names its product forkhead box F1 (gene FOXF1). The record is from RefSeq and is a predicted model, not a curated record. NCBI's taxonomy places the organism in Eukaryota, Metazoa, Chordata, Lepidosauria, Squamata, Lacertidae. Gene Ontology annotation, cellular component: nucleus. Gene Ontology annotation, biological process: regulation of transcription by RNA polymerase II; animal organ morphogenesis. Gene Ontology annotation, molecular function: RNA polymerase II cis-regulatory region sequence-specific DNA binding; DNA-binding transcription factor activity, RNA polymerase II-specific.